This is a messenger RNA of Selaginella moellendorffii, 4735 nucleotides long. Its product is annotated as nuclear pore complex protein NUP155-like. Gene Ontology annotation, molecular function: structural constituent of nuclear pore. The record is from RefSeq and is a predicted model, not a curated record. Gene Ontology annotation, biological process: RNA export from nucleus; transcription-dependent tethering of RNA polymerase II gene DNA at nuclear periphery; protein localization to nuclear inner membrane. The transcript is spliced from 13 exons. The coding region runs from base 31 to 4416 and encodes 1461 amino acids. Gene Ontology annotation, cellular component: nuclear pore; nuclear pore inner ring. NCBI's taxonomy places the organism in Eukaryota, Viridiplantae, Streptophyta, Lycopodiopsida, Selaginellales, Selaginellaceae.
GGUUUGGGUCGCCUCGCCGGGAGAGCUCCAAUGAGCUGGGAAGACGAGGCGGUCGUGGAGGACAUUGCGGCGGCUGGUAGGCUUCUCAGCGACACUAUCAAUCGCGAUUUGCGAUGCUACGCGUCGGGAGAUCUUCUAGACGCUCUUGAUGCCGGGCGCUAUUCGAGCCAUCCCUAUGCGAGUCCACAGAAGGAGUGGCCUCCAUAUAUCGAUGUCUCGAAGAAGAGGGAGCUGCCGCCUCAAGUCAUGGAGUGCUACAAUGCUGGAGUUGGCCAAGGGAUGGCGUUUUGUGGGAUUUUUCCCACCAUAAGACGAGCUUGGGCUACUGUCGACGAGACUCUCUUUAUGUGGCGCUUUGAUAAAUGGGAUGGAACUUGUGUCGAAUAUAGCGGUGAAGAGCAGGCCAUUUGUGCUGUUGGCUUAGCGAAAGCGAAGGCUGGAGUUUUCGUAGAAGCGAUUCAGCACCUCCUAGUGCUUGCAACUCCUGUCGAGCUUGUGCUUCUAGGCGUCUGCUGCGGUGCUAGCAGCGACGGCAGUGAUGCUUUUUCCGAGCUUUCCUUACAACCAUUACCAGAGUACACGGUACCGACUGAUGGUGUCACCAUGACGUGUGUAAUUUCCACGGAGAAGGGACGUAUUUUUCUCGGUGGCCGUGAUGGGCAUAUCUACGAGCUGCUCUACACGACAGGGCUAGGAUGGCAGAGUCGCUGCCGUAAGAUUUGCCAUACAGGUGGCUUUGGCAGUAUGCUUUCAAGGUGGAUUAUACCGAACGGCCUCAAGUUUGGAGCGGCAGAUUCGAUUUUGGAAAUUGCCGUUGACGAUGAAAGAAACAUCAUGUACGCACGCACACAGGAGUCCAAGGUCCAAGCUUUUGAUCUCGGGAGAAACGGAGAUACUGCCCCGAAGAAAGUAGGCGAAGAAAAAAACUUUGGGGAUCAGCGAGACGGUCGUCACGGUAGCAUACGUAACACAGGUUCGCGUGGCACCAGUCGGGCUCCAAAGGCAACGGUGGUUUCUCUGGCUCCUCUCUCGAGUAUGGAAUCCAAGUGGCUGCAUCUGGUGGCUAUAGUUUCAGAUGGACGCAGAGUAUACCUGUCGACAACUCCGACCAUGGGCGGAAGCCAGGCUGCUGGUGGAACGAUUGCGAUGGAUCGUCCUUCGCUACUCAGAAUAGUGUCCGCAAGGCCAGGUCCUUCGGUUGGUGUUGGUGGAGGAAUUUCAUUAGGCAACGUUCUUAUCGGUACCAGGCCACAGGGUGACGGACUGAAAGUUCAAGAAGCUCAAUACUCAAGCGGAAACUUCUUGCUGGCCGAUUCGUCACCCUCUCCACGGUUGCUUGUGGCGCGCAAAGACUACACUUCUCCGUUGAUUCCUGGUGCGAGUUCGCCAUAUGGAGGGAUGGGUGCGAGUGGAAGAAACAUGCGUGCUUUGAGAGAAGUUGUGACAACUUUUGGAGCAGACGAGCAUACUUAUGCGAUCGUCGAUAUGUUGCCACCUCCGGAGCAGGCGGUGAUUGCUGAAGCAUUGGUAUGGGACUCCAGCACCCUUGGCUCUGGUGCUGUGGGAGAAGUAAGUAGAGCAAGAGCGCUGUGGGCUUUAGGAGAUCUUGCGACGCAACAUAUUCUUCCUAGACGGAGAGCAGUGAUCGCCAGUACGCGGGGCUUGACGGAGAUUGUCAUGAACCGGCCAGUGGACUUGCUGCAGCGGUUAUUCGAAUCGAACACCACGAGAGCGAUUCUGGAAGAGUUCUUUCAGCGCUUUGGAGCUGGCGAAGCUGCGGCAAUGUGUCUACUGCUGGCAGCUCGCAUUGUUUCUUAUGAUGAGAAGAUGAUAUCAACAGCGGUGGUUGAGAAGGCUGCCGAGGCGUUUGAAGAUCCAAGGCUGGUGGGAGUGCCGCAAAUGCAAGGAGGGGCUGCAACGACGACACCAGUUAAUACAGGUGGUGGAUUUAAUAUGGGACAGGUGGUGCAAGAAGCCGAGCCUGUUUUCUCAGGUGCACACGAAGGCCUCUGUUUGUGUGCUUCGAGGCUUCUCUGGUCCGUGUGGGAGCUACCAGUAUUUAUAGCCAAAGGUGACUCUGGAAACGACAUGGUGACGGACACAGGUGGAAUAAUCUCUUGUCGGAUAUCUCCGGACGCAAUGAAUACGUUGGAGGACAAGAUCAGAUCCCUGGAAAUGUUUCUCAGAGCUCGAAGGAACCAACGCCGCGGUCACUAUGGUCGGAUCAUGGGAAUUGGCGAUUUGUCAGGCUACGGAGAUCGAAAUGGUAUAAGCAGAAGUGAAGCUGGACACAAGCUUCAAUACGACACGCCUUAUGCGAGGUCCGGAGGUGGACUUCAAGCUGGUGCCAAGAGACAACGCGUUGCUUAUAGUCCUGCUGAGCUUACUGCCAUGGAGGUGCGAGGGAUGGAAUGCGUCAGAAGGUUGCUCCGGAGAUCUGCGGAAGCUCUGUUUCUACUGCAGCUUUUAUCUCAGCAUCACUUGACGAGAUUAGUGCAAAGUCUGGAAUCCGAAGUCUGCCGUCAGCUCGCGCAGCUUUCAUUUCAUCAGCUUGUCUGUUCUCAGGAAGGGGAAUACGUAGCUACGCGACUUAUUGGUGCUCUUAUGGAGUACUAUGUAUCUCCCGAGGGAAAAGGGACGGUUGACGACAUAAGUACGAAGCUACGCGAUGGAUGCCCGAGCUACUACAACGAGGCCGAUGAUAAGUUCUAUCAAGCCGUCCAGUGUUUGGAGAAGGCAGCAAACGCUAGAGAUGUAGAAGUCCGUGAGCAUUUGGCCAGAGAGGCACUUGACUUGCUGGCCAGGGUUCCUGAAACCGCAAAUUUGCUGAGCGUAUGCCCGCGUUUUGAAGAGAUAAGAUUUUACGAGGCAGUUGUCGAGCUUCCCCUCCGGAAGGCUAAAGCUUUAGAUCCUAACGAGGAUGCUUUUAAUGCGCAUAUCGACGAGAACCGGCGAAAGAUGGCGCUCGCAUCCAGACAGCAAUGCUACGAAGUGAUAACAAAUGCGCUUCGUUCACUGGUGCCGCAAACCGCACUCAACGGGAACGCAUCAAAGAUGGGCCCGCUGGAUGCAAAUGCAAGGAUGCGCUACGUUAGACAGAUCGUUCAGCUGGGCGUACGCUCACCAGACCGGGCUUUUCACGAGUACUUGUACGAGUCGAUGAUAGAGCUGGGGCUGGAGAAGGAGCUCCUCGAGCUAGCCGGACCGGACCUGGUUCCAUUUCUACAAGCCGCUGGUGAUUUCCAAACUGCAAAGCCUGCGAAGAGCCCCCGAGGAAUAACGUCGCCACCUUCCGUGAUCCAUCUGAUGAAGCCCAUCACUACACACCAAGCCAAGUACCUGGAGCUCCUCUCGAGAUAUUACGUGCACAAGAGACAGCAUGCGCUCGCGGCUUACGUUCUCUUGCGCCUCGGCGAGCGAAAGGGUGGCGAAGGCGGUGAGCAGCUCACGCUGGAAGCCAGGCACGAGUACCUCAGCCAUGCCGUGGUACAAGCCAGAAGCAUCCGCCACGGAGCUCUGGGAUCCAACGCGGAGGUCGGAGAGAGCGGCCUGCUGGAGCUCCUGGAGGGCAAGCUCGCGGUGUUGCGGUUCCAGCUUAAGAUACAGGCCGAGCUCGAGGCCAUUUCUUCUCAGAUGGCGAUGGACGCGUUCCCGCCGGAGGGCUUUGCGGACGACGAGGCCUUCCUCCGUGCCGCCAGGGAGAAAGCGCUGGAGCUGGGUGCCGAACUUAAGAGCAUCACACAGCUCUACAACAAUUACGCGGUUCCUUUCAAGCUUUGGGAGGUGUGCUUGGAAAUCCUCCACUUCUCACACUACACGAGCGACGCUGAGAACAAUGUCAUGCGCGAGACGUGGGCGAGGUUGAUAGACCAAGCCAUCACGAUUAAAGGCAUAGCCGAGGCCUGCACGGUGGUGAAGAGAGUUGGCCCCCAGCUCUAUCCCGGCGACGGCGGUAGCAUGCCACUGGAUUCUAUCUGCCUCCAUUUAGAGCGAGCAGCCGAGGAGAGAGUAUCAUCCAGCUUGGAAAUCGUUGGAGACGAGGACAUUCCACGAGCAUUACUGGCCGCCUGUCACGACUCCCCAGAGCCAGUACAACGAACUUAUGACCAGCUUCUCAGUAGUACUUCGGUGCUGCCAAGUACAGCGCUGCGGCUGCGGCUCCUCCGCUCGGCGCUCGCCGUGAUGCGCGAGUGGACAAUCCUGGUGCUGGCCCAGCGCAUUGGAUCCAUUGGCGGCAGCUUCUCCGGCUCUGACGAUUCAUCUGGCGUCCGGGACCGCCUGUGUAGCACAGUGAACAGGUACAUGACGGAAGUCAAGAGGCUACCGCUCUCUCCGGCCGCGGUUGAGCCCGUGUCCAGAGGCUUUAAAGAGUUGGAAGAGAUGCUUCUCGGCUCGCAGUCCCUCCAGCUACAUUAACUUUGUAGAAGACAACUACGUGGUACCAUAGCUCCUUUUCUUCGCAACGGAGGAACAACUUGUUUUCAAGUUAAACGUCAACAAGCAAGCAAGCUGGAAGAGAGAAAGAAGAGCAAUAUUUACAGAAGAGACGCGCUGGAUCGAUAUCCAUCCGUGUGUGUGUGUGUGUGUGUGUGUACCAUAACUUGAAAAGUGGCGGGGAUCUUCUCUGGCAGCACAAGUUUUAUGAGUUUGGUUCCUUCAAUAUCUCGGGACAGUGGUUGUUGACAUGGUGGGCAUACCUCAUUGAUAUCAAUGGUGAAUGACUCCAUUCUUUUCU